AUGAACAACUUCCAAAUUCUUAUUUUAUUAAUAAGUAUUUGUUCUGCAGAAUUACUUACUGAUGGAGUUCCAUUUAAACUAAAUGGAAUUAAUUCUGUUUCGUUAGACUAUUCAGUUAAUCCAAAACACAGAAAUAAUAAGAUUAGAAGUUAUAUUACAUUAGAUGCUACGUCACAAACAUCAAUCAAAAUCUCUGUUUCUAUUAAUGAUAAAGAAAUCGUUCCUCUUCAAGAAUACAUAGAGCCUAUUGCAAUUGAAGAAAACGAUGAAUAUAAAAAUGCUAUUCAUAAAAUUACAGUUUCUUCUUCAGCUCCAAUGAGUGGAAUAAUUACUGCAGCUGGUGCAAUAUAUCUUUCUGAUUGUUCUCCUGUUACAUUUGAUUCUUCUAACUUUAACUAUAUGGUUCACUUUAUUUAUGAAGCAAAGAACACUCAUUUCUCACAUGAAAAUGAAUGCACAAUUAUUUCUUCUUUACUUCUUAAUUUUACUGAAGGGGUUUCUUUUUAUUUUGAACAAGAGCCAAAUAGUCAGUCAACAAGUGAAUUUAAUAAAUAUUCUCUCUAUCAAUACAUCCCUGUUUUUGAAGAUGGAACGGUUUUUAUUCAUGCACUAGGAGUUGAAGGAGGGGUUCAAGAAGCAACAGUAAAUUCAUUUUUAACUCUUCAAUACCUUAACGACUGUAAUGGAAAGAAACAAACAAUCCAUUUAGAUUCAACUGGGUCUUAUGCCUUUUAUAGAGUACUUCAAGUAACUGCUUCUGUUUCUGGUCUUCCUUUAUCAGUAAUAGGAUCAAGUCAAUUUGAAGGAACAAUGGAAGUAUAUUAUGGGAUCUGUGAUGCAGAAAAAAUAGGUGAUAUUAAAAGUGACGAUGACACUAUUCUCUUAGCUAAUAAUUGGUCUAAUAAUAAUUUUGCUGUUAUAGUUAAAUAUAACGUUCCAAAACCUAUUGAUGUUGAGGUUAUUCAUCAUGAAGUUAUUGCUCUUUCAUCAACAAAUGAAUUCUUUAUGCAUAGUGAUGUAGCUUAUGGAUCAUUCUCCUUAUGUGGUUUAACACAAACUACUAAAAUUACAACUUCUCUUGAUCAAACAAUUACAAUUUCUACUGGAGUUGAUACUGUUCCAAUUGAGGAUGCAACUAGUUCUUCCAAAGAAAUUACUAAACAAAAUUUAGAAGGUGGUAGUUAUAUGGUAUUAUUUAAAGGUAAAUAUGGAAUUGUAGAAACUACCUUUGAAGUUUCAAAUGAUAUUUUUGAAUUACCACCAGAAGGAACUUCAAGAAUUGGAUGUUCAAAUGCUGUUUAUUCAGUAAUUGUUGAAGAAGGAGCAAUGGAUUAUUUUGUAAUGUUAAAGUCACUUGAAGUAGAACCAACAUAUAUGAUUUAUGUAGAUCAAAAUAUUGAUAAUUUAAAUGAAAAUGCACAAUUUUCAUCGAAAAAAGGACAGGUUUAUGUCUCGAAUAUUCAUUAUCCAUUUGAAAAUUAUUCAAUCACAACUGGUCAAUAUUAUAUCAAAAUUAUUAACUUCCCAACAAAUGCACAUUCUCAAGUACAACACUCAGGAUCAAUAGAAUUACGCGAUAAUGUUAAUAAGACAGUUACUGUAACAAAAGACUAUCAAUACGCUCGAAUUAUUUUGAAAGGUUGGAAUGAUGAAUAUACAUUUACUUCAUCUUGCAACUUAGAUUUUGUUGUUAAUGGUGAAUAUAACACUUUUGGAAACCCAAGACCACUUGAUGAAAAUGCUCAAUUUAAAACAACAGGAACAAAUUUCACAAUAAAGUACUCAGAUCCAGCUUUUAGUAACAGUAUUUCUCAUGUUGGGUUUAGAAGCACUGAUGGAAAAGAGCAUAAUUGUACUAUUCAAUAUAGUACAGUGUCAUACAAAAUAAUACGUAUCCAUACUGGAUUUAAUACUGUUGACUUCAUUUUGUGUUGUUGUGGUGGAUUACUAUUGUUAAUUUUCAUUGCUUAUAUUACAUUGAUUGUCAUUGGUCUUGUUAAAGGCUGGCUUAAGCCAAGUUGUUCAAUGAAGAAAAUUGAAUAA
This is a messenger RNA of Entamoeba dispar SAW760, 2043 nucleotides long. RefSeq lists its product as uncharacterized. The transcript has a single exon. The coding region runs from base 1 to 2043 and encodes 680 amino acids. The record is from RefSeq and is a predicted model, not a curated record. Lineage: Eukaryota; Evosea; Mastigamoebida; Endamoebidae.